Messenger RNA from Pomacea canaliculata, 2766 nucleotides. RefSeq names its product F-box/WD repeat-containing protein 7-like. The record is from RefSeq and is a predicted model, not a curated record. Lineage: Eukaryota; Metazoa; Mollusca; Gastropoda; Architaenioglossa; Ampullariidae. The coding region runs from base 408 to 2057 and encodes 549 amino acids. Gene Ontology annotation, molecular function: protein binding. The transcript is spliced from 12 exons.
CCAGGGGCCCGUGCAGGCUCUCGGCGGCCAUGCCUGCCUGUACUUGUUAUUGCUUAUUUGGCCAUUGGGAAUACAGAAACAAACCCGUUUCUUGUGCGUUUUCUUUUUCCUUUCAACUGUAAAUGCUUAUACAUUUCACAUGUUCAAGACUCAAGUAAAGAUGAAAACUACACGAAACAUUCCUAUCAGCCCCAAAUACCGAAAUUCAGAGAACACUUUAUUUAAACUGAUUUCCCAUAUAGUACGAACUAGUUUGGACCGUUUCGACUAGUAAAUAUCCCGCUACUAAUAAGAAAUUCAUAGUAAGAGCGUGGGCAGAAGAUGAUAUGCCUCUCAGUGUGUGCACAUUCACAGACUUCUAAAAUAUCGAGACUGGGUAGGUAACCUCCAUUUGCUGCGGAAUUAAAAUGGCUGCCCCCAUGAAAACGGAAAUACGCAAGCUGAGAAAGAAGUUAAGACAGAUUGAAAAUCUGGAAAGACUAAACAGGCUAUUAGAUCAGCAAGAGGAAGAAAAGAUUGCACGAAAAGAUGAACUCAGAGAACAGCUUCAGGAACUCCUGGUUAAGCAAGAAAUGUACGAUGAGCCAGCAUAUGAACCAGACGUGUGUGGUCCAACUACUAUUGAAAAUGAAUAUAACAGUGAGAGAAACAGUGAAAGACUUCACUAUGAAGGCUUACCGCCUGCAGAGUCUGAGAGUCAGUCAGAAAAUUCAUUAAUCUUCACCAAGAGAAGCCCCACAGACCAGAAGAAAAAUACUUCAGGUGACCCAAGUAAAAUGUAUGAAGAAAAAGUUGCAUCUGAAGAGGAACAGUUUUCCAAAGAUGCAGAAUCCAUUAAAAAUGCACGGAAAGACUGGAAGAAGCUGAAAGUGCUGGUGACAGAAUUGGAGGGCCACAGUGACUUGGUUACGUCCCUUUCUUUUGCUGGCAACAUGAUUGUCACUGGAAGUCGUGACACAACCUUGAAGGUAUGGGACUUGGACACAAAAGAUGAGGUACGCAGUUUUGGUGGUCAUACAGAGGCGGUAACAAGUAUCCUUGUUCUUUCCCUAGAAGAGUCUUCUUUUCUAGCUGAAGCUCUUGGGACAUCACCAACUGAUCACCUGAUCAUUAGUGGCUCUACAGACUGUACCGUGAGAACAUGGUCCCUUGAUUCUGGUAAAAUGCUGCAGUCUGUGUACACAUUCAACUCUGUUACAUGUGUCGGAUAUAGUUACCAUGCACACAAGCUAGUCACAGCAUCAGAUGGUGGCAAAUUGGAGUUGUGGGACCUGAGAACUGCUGAAAAUGUCCAUUCUGUUCAACCACAUGAAUCCAGCGUUACAGGGCUUAAGAUUGUUGACAGCUGUGUUUACAGCUCCUGUGCAGAUGGGCUGUUGAUGGUUCAUGAAAUUCGCUCCAACAAAUUCUCGCGUACUUUUGUAUCAGAGGACAUUAAGCCAACCAAGAGGAAUGGUCGAAUCACCCAGCGCCCUGUCAGAUGUCUGGAAGUUGCUGGGUCCACUAUUUUGUUUGGAGAUGAUGCCUUUAACAUUAAACUGCUAAACUGGCGAAAAGGACUAGUCAGCAAGCUGCCAAACCACAAAACAGAAUUUUCGUCUACGGAUGCAUUGUGUGUCUGUGACAAUCUUCUGAUAAGCUCUAGCUAUGACUUGGAUAAUGGCCUUGGAUACCUCAAUGUUCGCACGUACCCGGGUGGCGAGUACUUGGCCACCUUGGAUGAUGACGACACCAGGAAGAUCGUCUGUCUGAGUUGCGCACGCCUUCAGUCUGGCACUAUGGUUGUUGUCACGGGUGGCUGGGAGCUCAAGGUCUGGGAGCUGCUGACGUCAGGAUCGAGUGGAGUAAGCGCGGAAGCAGACGAACAGCCGCUAGCCACGCGCUACAUCGCGAAACUGUCGCACCCAGCGCGCGACUCGGAAGUGGAGUCUGACGUGGAGGAGGAGGAUAGCGAGGACAGCGACGAGGAUGAGGACGGCAGUGAGGGGGGAGGCCGAGUGUCGGUCGACUCCACGUCGGAGCCCAGCAGCUGGUUGGCGUGGUGCAGCCUGUUGUGACGCUGCCACGUGACUCACGGUCCUGAAUUUUAUCUGUGCAUUACUGUCUAGAGGGCAUUCACCUUGCUGUGUGCGCGUGUGCGUGUGUGUGUGUGGGUUGGUAUGUGGGUGGCCAUGUGAUAUGACGAUGUGAGAACAGGGGAGAAAACCAUGAAGUCUGAAUGCUCUGGAUUACUUUGCGUUGCUUAUUGCCCGUUCUGCCCGGCACUUCACACUCCAUCUCUUCAGUAACACAAGUACAUGCACGUUCCAUGCUUGCUGUGCAGCGCUUGUCCUGUCGCACGCUUCACUGUGCAGAGGGCGUGACGAGCUUGCGAAAGCUGGGGCAAAGGACCCCAACGUCCUGUGCUCUGCCUGUAGCGCCCCUUGUCUGCAAGGGAGGUAAUUAUGGCUUCUGGAAACUUGAGUUUUCAUAUACAGGAACAGUAUACCUACCUGGGAGCUGUAAUUCUGUGGAAAAAAACACAGAGUUUCUGUCUUUCAUUUUAAGAUUAAAGAAUAUGUUUUAAUAACCAAAAUCCGUGUUAUACUUGUAAGGGCAUUUUUAAAAAACACAGCUUCAGAAUGUAUUGUUAGCUGUUUGGACUAAAGCAAUGUUUAGGGUGUUGGUUUUUGUUUAAUGUACAAAUGCUACAGAUUGUUGGAUGAUUUUUUGGCUUCACAGCUUGCUUAAAAAAAAUUUACAGAGAAGUCUGUGUUUGGGGUUUUU